UGACGGCGAAUGAAAGUGUAAAAGUCGGAGGGAAUAGUAUUUUUAAUGUGAUUUUCAUGAUUUGUGCCUUUAUAUUAGAGUUAAAAUUCAAUAAGUAGGAUGGCUUUAUAUUGUGCAAUAUCUAAUGAAGUGCCCGAAGUGCCAGUGGUGUCCCCUUCGUCAGGGGCCGUGUUUGAGAAGCGUAUUAUUGAAAAAUAUAUAAUCGAAAAUGGUGUUGAUCCAAUUAGUGGAAAAGAUCUGCGAAUUGAAGAUCUUAUUGAAAUUAAGACCCCUCCAAUAGUAAAGCCUAAGCCCCCCAGUGCCACAUCUAUCCCAGCAACUCUGAAGAGCAUGCAGGAUGAGUGGGAUGCCUUAAUGUUGCACACAUUCACACAACGACAGCAGUUGCAAACAGCUAGACAGGAGCUGAGUCACGCGCUGUACCAGCACGACGCCGCGUGCCGCGUGAUCGCGCGGCUGACGAAGGAGGUGACGGCGGCGCGCGAGGCGCUGGCCACGCUGAAGCCGCAGGCGGGGCUGGCGGCGCCGGCGGCGGCGAGCGCGGCCGAGGCGGCGGCCGCGGGCGGCGCGGCGGCGGCCGGCAUGUCGGCCGACGUGGUCGCGCGCCUGCAGGAGCGCGCCACGGCGCUCACGCAGGAGCGCAAGCGGCGCGGCCGCACCGUGCCCGACGGGCUCGUGGCGCUCGACCAGAUCCGCGCCUUCCUCACGCUCGCCUCGCACCCCGGUCUCCAUUCGGCUAGCGUACCCGGCAUUCUCGCCCUGGACAUCAAUCCGUCCGACCACAGUCGACUGUUGACCGGCGGUAACGACCGCAACGCGACCGUAUUCAACAAGGACACGGAGCAGGUGGUCGCCAUUCUCAAGGGGCACACCAAGAAGGUGACGCGCGUUAUCUACCACCCGGACGAGGACACGGUCAUCACCGCCUCACCGGACCACACUAUACGCGUAUGGAAUGUGCCUACAUCUCAGACUACGGUGUUGCUGCGCUCGCACGACGGGCCGGUGACGGGUUUGUCGCUGCACCCCACGGGCGACUACGUCUUGUCCACCUCCACCGACCAGCACUGGGCCUUCUCAGACAUACGCACCGGCACACUGCUCACCAAGGUUAGCGAUGCUUCUGGCGUAAGCCUCACAACAGCACAGUUCCAUCCAGACGGUCUCAUCUUCGGAACUGGCACCGAAGACUCGCAAGUAAAGAUCUGGGAUUUAAAGGAGCAAAGCAACGUGGCCAACUUCCCCGGACACGCCGGACCCGUCACCUCGAUAUCGUUUUCAGAAAACGGUUACUACCUAGCCACGGCGGCCGAGGAUUCCUGUGUGAAGCUGUGGGACUUGAGGAAGUUGAAGAACUUCAAGACCAUCCAGUUGGAUGAGGGCUACGCUAUUAAGGAGUUGUGCUUCGACCAGAGUGGUACCUACUUAGCGAUAGCCGGUACGGAUGUGAGGGUGUACUUGUGCCGGCAGUGGCAGGAGCUGAAGGUGUUCAACGACCACACAGCAUCCGCAACUGGAGUUCGCUUCGGCAAGAAUGCUCAGUACCUCGCGUCUACGAGUAUGGACCGUACGCUCAAACUGUAUGGUAUUGAGUAAUUUUAUAUCAAGAGCUAAAUUCACUAUUUGUUUUUACACAUUUUUUUAAUAACAGAAUUAUUAUUAUAUCCUUGUCUUCACAAGUGUCACUUUAAGUCGAGGGUAUAAAAUAAAGUAGGCUAACGAUAAGUAUAAUUUUAGUAUUGUGUUAAGUUAACAAUAUCAUUUUCCCUUUAUAUAAGACUUAAAUGCGGGUGAUGUCUAUACUGUUUGUAUGAUGUGAAUGAUGUUUUGACUGUUUAUGAGAUAGAUGUUGGUGAUAACAACACACAAGAAUGUAGUUACUAUUUGAAAUAACCAAACUUGUACUACUACCGAACACUAUGUAGGACAAACAUCUAAACAUUAUAUGGAUCCUGUCAUAUUUCUGUUGCUGACCGUGACUUCAGUAAUAUGUAAUCUACUUGUGUAAUGACUCCGACUGUGUCGUGGUUGGAUGGUCAGAUGUCUAAAUGGAUGACAUGAAUGUGAUCAAGGUUGAAUGCAUUUCUUGAAUCACUCUUUAUAUAUCUAUGUAUACAUAAGGCCAUACAUACAUGUUCCAAUUGAUUUAAUGUCCAGAAUGUUAUCUCUAUAUUUUGAAAAUCUUAUUGUAAUUAGUAAAUAAAGUGAGUGACAAAAUUAUACACAUA
This is a messenger RNA of Nymphalis io (European peacock), 2228 nucleotides long. RefSeq names its product pre-mRNA-processing factor 19 (gene Prp19). Gene Ontology annotation, molecular function: ubiquitin protein ligase activity; protein binding. NCBI's taxonomy places the organism in Eukaryota, Metazoa, Arthropoda, Insecta, Lepidoptera, Nymphalidae. Gene Ontology annotation, cellular component: cytoplasm; Prp19 complex; U2-type catalytic step 1 spliceosome. The coding region runs from base 100 to 1596 and encodes 498 amino acids. The transcript has 7 exons. The record is from RefSeq and is a predicted model, not a curated record. Gene Ontology annotation, biological process: protein ubiquitination; mRNA splicing, via spliceosome; DNA repair.